Messenger RNA from Anopheles marshallii, 1242 nucleotides. RefSeq lists its product as uncharacterized. The record is from RefSeq and is a predicted model, not a curated record. Bases 1 to 1242 code for a protein of 413 amino acids. NCBI's taxonomy places the organism in Eukaryota, Metazoa, Arthropoda, Insecta, Diptera, Culicidae. The transcript is spliced from 3 exons.
AUGAGCAGCCGUAAAAGUAGACUGAGUCUAACGAAAGAUCCCCACAAGGAUAAAGAUGUGAAAACUCCGAAUGCACGACGGUCAUUGGCACGCACGUCCAAGGGCAAAAUAAGCCCCGAAUCGCAAAGGAUUGAUGAAAAUUAUGAAGUAUCCCCGUCGCAGAGUAGCGACUACUCGCCCAUGGUUCCAUCGACGCAGGACAAUUCUUUUCACGCCAUCAACGGUGUGUCGUGGGAAUGGAACAGCCCUCAGCGUUUGCGAGAUCAGCAGCAACAAAAGAUUAUCGCAGCCAAUAGCUACAAACACAACCCUCCACUCAGGCCAAAAUAUUCCGAUUUGCCAGACAAGGUACCUAACAAAAAACCGACCGGAUUCAACAAAUUCAUCUCGAAGCUAAAUCUUCUAAUGGAAAAGGAAAAUAUCGUGGAUGAUCAAUUGAAUACGGUCGUAUCUGAACCGACCCAACAAUCCGAGACAAAUACUGUGACGGAAAACGAGAAUGUUGCGGAGGAUCAAUUUAACACAGCCAUAUCUGAACCGAUCCAACAUUCCGAGCUUAAUGAAGAAUCCUGUUUAAUCGAUGAGUUUUUCAUUGCAAGCGAUGAAGAGCAGGGCUUUACACUAAGCACUAAGGGUGAAGACAGUGAUGAUGAUAUCUUCCAAAAACACACAAUUGAAACUCCCGUUAAGAAGAGUGCCCCAACCGGUACUGAUCUGGAUGAUUCUAAGCUGGACUUUUUGUUAAUUGAAGCAAGUCAAACAAUAGAGCAACGUUUAAACAAUCCACCAUGUCCUCCACCACGGCCAAUGACGCAUUCACCGCCGCAAAUACAACAAGAGCCUGUUCCAAGACCAAAAUCAAUCCCAUGCCGUCUCUCUAUUCCAAUUGAGAUGAAUGAUUCGGACAUGGAUGGGUUCCUGAUACAAGCAUCAUUGAUGGUUGAAGAAAAGUUGAGCGAUAGUUCACAGGAAUCAAGUUCGAACAGUAACGCCCAACAAACAGUGAAUCACCCAACAUCCGGUAUCACCAGCUAUGCUCAACUUGAUGGUCCAGUUCCGCCAAAUGAUGACGAUAAACGGGACACAGCAACUUCAACUGCUGCAACUAAAGGUUCGACGAGCGAGGCGAUGUCACAAGAAGAACUAAAAGCACUCAUCGGGAAGAAGCGACAAGAAGCGCUGCGACGAUUGCAAACCAAUCGAUUGAAAAGGGGCAUAAAAGGCACCAACUCUCACGGAUAG